AUGACUAUCGUGUUUCUUUUUUCUAUUAUUUCCACUCACCUUGUUGUCCUGCCAGCCACAACUUUCAAGACUCUUAAUCCACACCACUCGAGGAUUGAUGACAAACAGACGGUGUUCCCUACAGGCAUGUUUGCACGUCUCUGGGUCGGACCCACCUAGCCAUACCGACCAGCCGUAAUAAGCACUCCUGGCAGAAAAGUUCUCGUCAUGCCGACUGUACCGUUAACCGAGGAAAAACGAUGUGUCCUGAAUGUCCUUACUUGGGACUCGGUAACUGGGGCAUAUAGUUCGACCAGCCACCGUGCCCAUGCCCUUGAGUCUCUGACCUCUCCUCCAUCCCCUACUUCUUCAGUCCGCAUCUGCCAGGUCGGUGGAAUAGCCAAUGAUUAG
This is a messenger RNA of Protopolystoma xenopodis, 390 nucleotides long. Lineage: Eukaryota; Metazoa; Platyhelminthes; Monogenea; Polystomatidea; Polystomatidae. The record is from the annotation of a GenBank genome assembly.